AUUAUGCUGCUGAUGAUAACAAGCUUGAAUGAUGUGCUCUAUUCACUCUCUUGGAUAAUUCCAUUGGCGUGAUUAGCACGCCAUUCAGACGUAGUGGGCCAAUCCAAUUCAACCUUGUUCCUGCAUUUAUUAUAGGGAGAAGUUUCAUCAAACGCUUGAUGGAGCUUGGAACUAUAGGUAUUGUCAAAUCAGAUCGUUCCAGAACACCAUUAAAUCAACUUUAACCGACCCAGGCAACCACCAAAAUCCAUACCUAAUCCAAAGCAAGAUAUAUGAGAUGCUGGAAGGAAAUUCAUAACGUGUAUUAUAUAGUCUGUUUGAUCCCGGGUGCUAGACCCUAUAGCGAUUUUGUUAUAUCGUGUCCCCGCACUUUCGUGAUGUCUAGCCUUCUAUAGAGGGAACGCGUCCGUAUCCCGAAACGAUCAAUCCUCCGUUACGGUGACAUCGACAAUAAGAAAAUUUGUAGAAGCCACUAAUUAUCCGAUCAGGCUCGCCAUGACAUUACACCGAGGGCCGGUGGGCGUAGGGGAUGCUGUCAACGCUGUAUAUAAUACGAGAUAGGGGAGCGAAGAUCGGCGUAGCUAGAAGAGCAUGUAUUUAGCAGCACAUGCAAGCUAAAUCGCUGCCCGGUUAGAUAAGCUACGACGAAAUAUGAAGCCAUCUUCACUCUUGUGGGCCUCCGCGGCAACCGGCGCCCUGGGCGCAUCAUGGAUUGCGCCGGGUGCUGUGUGGUAUGACACCGAUGGAAACAAAAUCGAUGCUCAUGGAGGAGGUGUCGUGAAGCGUGGCGAUACCUUCUACUGGGUCGGCCACGCAGCUAGCAACCAGACGCCGAACUUGUAUUCAUCCACUGAUCUCAUCAACUGGAAGAACCUUGGGCAACAGGCGAGCUCUGUUAGUGGAAUGUGGCGGCCAAAGAUAGCAAAGCCGAACGGUUCAUUUUGGUUGUAUGGCCAGCAGGACCGUUAUGUUCUUUCCUUAAAGUCGGCGAACUUCGUCGGGGGCUAUGGCCAGUCGGCCAAGGUUCAUAUCCCACCAAACGACUACUCCUAUUCGGAUACUGGGAUGUUCUACGACGAAGACUCAGAUACAUGGUUCCUCCUAACCAGCGCCGACCACAAUAUCGUCCAGGUUAACCGCAUCAACAGUGACGGUGCGCUAGGCGACAAAGUUUCAGAUCUGAGAAGCGGAGCAUAUGAAGCCCCAGGCAUAGUGAAAGCUGAUGGGGUGUACUUCUUGAUUGUCUCGGGGAAGACUGGUUGGCGUGCUAAUCCCAACAAGGUCUUCUGGUCGAGUUCGAUUAACGGCCCUUGGGCUGGAGGAUCGGACAUUGCUCCACAGGACCAGAACACCUACGGCUCGCAGAACACAUUCGAGUUGACGGUUAAGGGCUCGCAAAAGACCACUUAUAUUUAUAUGGGAGAUGCUUGGGACUCGAAAGGAGGAGCGAGCUCGAACUAUGUGUGGGCACCCCUGAACAUCAAUGCUGGAUCGCACUCGGUUCAGAUUGACUACCAUUCGAUGUGGAAAGUCGAUGUUAAUACCGGAGUGGUUUCUUACCCUAGCACCCAGAAGCGUUACGAGGCCGAACACGCCGUAUUGUCAGGCAGGACAGUGGUGAAAGAUUGCAAUGAGUGCCUAAGCAAGCGUUCUGUACACGGAGUGGGCGACUCAAGCGACGUGACCUUCCACAACGUCACCGGUACUGGAUCUCGUCAGUGGCUAUCUUUCCACUACCGAGUCACCAACCCAGAGGCUGGCGAGGCCCACAUAUUCGUCAACGAUGAGCCGGCCGUCAACAUCUCGAGCCUAAACUCUCGCGCGGGAUACCACACUUCUACUCCGGUUCAGCUUACCCUGAAGCCUGGUGAUGUAAACACUAUCACGUUUGGGGCAACAGGCACCGACGGAUUCGAAGUUGCUGUAGACGGGAUUGAACUGUUUGAAGAGGAUGAGGAGUGAAUAUUGUGAAGUAGUAGUUUGUUACUUCAUUACAGUGGAAUUAAGAUUCGUAGUAUAUAUUGUAUCGGUUGAUGUUUGAUGUUAUGACUUCAAUAUCUACAUAUCUUGAAUUA
Messenger RNA from Daldinia vernicosa, 2075 nucleotides. RefSeq names its product carbohydrate-binding module family 35 protein. Gene Ontology annotation, molecular function: hydrolase activity, hydrolyzing O-glycosyl compounds. The transcript is spliced from 10 exons. Bases 652 to 1962 code for a protein of 436 amino acids. Lineage: Eukaryota; Fungi; Ascomycota; Sordariomycetes; Xylariales; Hypoxylaceae. Gene Ontology annotation, biological process: carbohydrate metabolic process. The record is from RefSeq and is a predicted model, not a curated record.